This is a messenger RNA of Salmo salar (Atlantic salmon), 2457 nucleotides long. The record is from RefSeq and is a predicted model, not a curated record. Lineage: Eukaryota; Metazoa; Chordata; Actinopteri; Salmoniformes; Salmonidae.
AUGUGGAUGAAGAGACACCAGUUUCAGGGAGCAUCUGUGGACUUGAACCUGGCAAUCCCAGAGACCCCUAACCCUGUCAAAGUGGUAGACAUCACAACACCCCUGACCACUAAUCCAGUCAACCUUGAGGUUUUGGAUGAAACACUUGUCCUUCAGUCAGGCUUUGCCACGUCACACUGCACCCCACCACCAGGCUUUGCCCCGGCACCCUGCACCCCACCACCAGAAUUUGCCCCAGCACCCUGCAUUCCACCCCCAGGCUUUUCACCAGCACCCUGCAUUCCACCCUCAGGCUUUUCCCUGGCAACCUGCACCGCAUCGCCAAGCUUCGCCGCUAAUGCCAUGCAAGGCUUUGGCACGGAAAUCAUCCUGAAACAAAUGGUCCUGCUAUUCUUGGAGAGGCUCCCCCCUGCAUCAGAGGAUCUUGAGUCAGAGUUCCUGACUAUCACCAAUCAUAUCUGCACGCUGUUUCAAAGCAUCACUGCCAGAUUCAGCAACAUCGUUAAUGAGGAGCUGGAGAAGUGUACCGACUCUGACAGUAAGCAGUACUGGGCUGACACCUUCUACUGGGAGUACAUGAAGAGGUACCCAUCAUCCCAGUGCCUGGGGAUUGAAGCCUUCACAUGUGAUGAGGAGAGAUGUUUAGUGGUGGCCAACUUGUUUGUAAAGAAGAUGUCCCCCAAGUCGCUCCCCUCAGCAGCAGACUUCGACGAGGCUGAAGAUUCAGGCAGCAAUGGAUCUGUGGACUUGAACCUGGCAAUCCCAGAGACCCCUAACCCUGUCAAAGUGGUAGACAUCACAACACCCCUGACCACUAAUCCAGUCAACCUUGAGGUUUUGGAUGAAACACUUGUCCUUCAGUCAGGCUUUGCCACGUCACACUGCACCCCACCACCAGGCUUUGCCCCGGCACCCUGCACCCCACCACAAGAAUGUGCCCCAGCACCCUCCAUUCCACCCCCAGGCUUUUCACCAGCACCCUGCAUUCCACCCUCAGGCUUUUCCCUGGCAACCUGCACCGCAUCGCCAAGCUUCGCCGCUAAUGCCAUGCAAGGCUUUGGCACGGAAAUCAUCCUGAAACAAAUGGUCCUGCUAUUCUUGGAGAGGCUCCCCCCUGCAUCAGAGGACCUUGAGUCAGAGUUCCUGACUAUCACCAAUCAUAUCUGCACGCUGUUUCAAAGCAUCACUGCCAGAUUCAGCAACAUCGUUAAUGAGGAGCUGGAGAAGUGUACCGACUCUGACAGUAAGCAGUACUGGGCUGACACCUUCUACUGGGAGUACAUGAAGAGGUACCCAUCAUCCCAGUGCCUGGGGAUUGAAGCCUUCACAUGUGAUGAGGAGAGAUGUUUAGUGGUGGCCAACUUGUUUGCAAAGAAGAUGUCCCCCAAGACGCUCCCCUCAGCAGCAGACUUCGACGAGGCUGAAGAUUCAGGCAGCAAUGGAUCUGUGGACUUGAACCUGGCAAUCCCAGAGACCCCUAACCCUGUCAAAGUGGUAGACAUCACAACACCCCUGACCACUAAUCCAGUCAACCUUGAGGUUUUGGAUGAAACACUUGUCCUUCAGUCAGGCUUUGCCCCAGCACACUGCACCCCACCACCAGGCUAUUCCCCGGCACCCUGCAUUCCACCCCCAGGCUUUUCCCCAGCACCCUACAUUCCACCCUCAGGAUUUGCUCUGACAACCUGCACCACAUCGCCAUGCUUUGCCGCUAAUGCCAUGCCAGGCUUUGGCACGAAAAUCAUCCUGAAACAAAUGGUCCUGCUAUUCUUGGAGAGGCUCCCCCCUGCAUCAGAGGAUCUUGAGUCAGAGUUCCUGACUAUCACCAAUCAUAUCUGCACGCUGUUUCAAAGCAUCACUGCCAGAUUCAGCAACAUCGUUAAUGAGGAGCUGGAGAAGUGUACCGACUCUGACAGUAAGCAGUACUGGGCUGACACCUUCUACUGGGAGUACAUGAAGAGGUACCCAUCAUCCCAGUGCCUGGGGAUUGAAGCCUUCACAUGUGAUGAGGAGAGAUGUUUAGUAGUGGCCAACUUGUUUGCAAAGAAAUUGUACCCCAAGAUGUUCCUCUCAGCAGCAGACGUUGACGAGGAUGAAGAUUCAGGGAGCAAUGAAUCUGUGGACAUGAACCUGGCAAUCGCCGACGAAUUUGUCCCUAACCCUGUCAAGGUGUUGGAGUUGCUUCGACCCCUGUCACUGCCAGACAUCAAAAAGACCUUGACCACUAUCCAUGACAAAGUGCUGGACAACACAACAACAACCCUGGUUGAUGCCCCAGUUAAGGUGGACAACAUCACAACACCCCUGGCCACUAAUCCAGUCAACCUUAAGGUUACGGAUGAACUUGUUGACCUCCAGUCAGAAGAUGUUGUGGUCAUUAAACCAAAGAAAAGCAGAGUCAUGAGAUUCUUCCGUCGACUUUGCUGCUGCAUAUACGAAGAUGAUUUGAUGAUGUGA